AUGGGGUUUUCAUCCCGUUUCCUCCGCAUUCCGCGGCCAGAGACCUUUCUCUACGUGAUGAGCCUGGAAACAGGCGCGUCGCUGAUUACUCUAUCCUUGCUGCUGAACAAGAUUAGUGGUCUCUACGGCCUCCUCGCCCUCCUCACCGGAUAUCACCUGUCCCCCGUGCAACUGUCCAUGUACCUGUACUCCCUAAUUGCCCUCGCCCUCGCCGCCUUGCUCUUCCCACACAUCCGCAAACAAUCGCCUCUCGAGUGCCUGGGCCUUGCCUGGCUCUAUCUCCUCGACAGUCUCAUCAAUGCCGCCUACACCGCCGCCUUCGGUGUCACUUGGUUCUUGGUCGUGUCGCAGCAUUAUGAUAGUGGCAAGGCCUCCGGCCCCGGCGGCGACACCAUUGCACAGACGGCCGGUUUCACCAGCCCCAAGUACGAUGCCGCCUACGUCGAGAUUCAACACACCAAGGAGGGUAACGAGUUCGUCGCUCACCCUCCCCGCAGCGCUGAGCACCUCAGCAACGCCGUUUACCAGCCCGAGAGCUUUCAGAGCAUCAUCUUCAUCUCGCUUCUCUGGGCCGUGCGCGUCUAUUUCGUCCUGGUGAUGCUUGCAUUCGCCCGUCAGGCUCUUCGUCUCUGGGUCGCUAUCCCCAAGCACACUUCGCUCCCAACCCACAGCCGCAACGUUUCGGUCGCGAGUGUGGCUGACAUCGACCGCGAACCAUUCUCUGCCUAUAGCCCCGAUGGACAGGGAUGGAAGGGCAAGCUGGGCCGGAUCAUGGUUGGCAUUGGUCAUAGCUACUGGCUUGGUGAAGAGGAGGAUGGCAACUGGCUCAGUGGCAUCAACCACAAGUUCCGUAACCGCAGCAACAACAUCGAGUUGCCUGGUCCCCUCGAGCGUGAGCGCAGACGUCGCUCAGGCACCGGUCCUCCUCAACCCUCUCCGUCAGUCAUUCGCUCUGGUGUGAUCCAGCAGCCCAUCCACGAGCACCCGGGAACGAACGUCAAGAUGCAGGACUGGGGUGAGACUCGGUAA
Messenger RNA from Penicillium argentinense, 1029 nucleotides. Its product is annotated as inositol phosphorylceramide synthase regulatory subunit KEI1. Gene Ontology annotation, biological process: inositol phosphoceramide metabolic process. Gene Ontology annotation, molecular function: inositol phosphoceramide synthase regulator activity. Gene Ontology annotation, cellular component: Golgi membrane; inositol phosphoceramide synthase complex. The transcript is spliced from 2 exons. Bases 1 to 1029 code for a protein of 342 amino acids. The record is from RefSeq and is a predicted model, not a curated record. Lineage: Eukaryota; Fungi; Ascomycota; Eurotiomycetes; Eurotiales; Aspergillaceae.